Messenger RNA from Carassius carassius (crucian carp), 1634 nucleotides. Its product is annotated as PTB domain-containing engulfment adapter protein 1-like. NCBI's taxonomy places the organism in Eukaryota, Metazoa, Chordata, Actinopteri, Cypriniformes, Cyprinidae. The record is from RefSeq and is a predicted model, not a curated record. Bases 225 to 1352 code for a protein of 375 amino acids. The transcript is spliced from 12 exons.
UGGAACUUCCUCCUUAGUGUCCCAGCUUGUGUUAAAGCGAAUAAGUUGCCUGGCUCUACAUUUCACCCAUCUUUUCGCUUUCGUCUAAAGGCGCUCUCCACUGGUUUUCUCAUUCGGUUCAUCUUUUGCAGAAGACACUGGCUGGUGCUUUGGAAAUCUCCUCUUAUUAUUGGUAUAGGUGGCACAUUCCAGGAAAUCGCAGCUGAGACGGAGCGUUUUCAAGCAUGAACCGGGCAUUUAACAGAAAAAAAGAUAAAUCAUGGAUGCACACUCCAGAAGCACUGGCCAAGCAUUUUAUAGCAUACAAUGCCAAGUUUCUGGGGCAUACAGAAGUUGAUCAACCCAAAGGUACAGAGGUGGUGAAAGAUGCCGUCAGAAAGCUCAAGUUUCAGAGACAUAUUAAGAAGUCAGAGGGACAGAAGAUCCCAAAAGUGGAAUUACAGAUCUCCAUCUACGGAGUAAAAAUAUUAGAUCCUAAAUCAAAAGAAGUACAGCACAACUGUCAGUUGCACCGGAUAUCCUUCUGUGCAGAUGAUAAGACAGACAAAAGGAUAUUCACAUUCAUUUGUAAAGAUUCAGAGUCCAACAAACAUCUCUGCUAUGUGUUUGACAGUGAAAAAUGUGCAGAAGAGAUAACUUUGACCAUCGGCCAAGCGUUUGACUUGGCAUACAAGAAGUUUCUGGAGUCCGGGGGAAAAGAUGUAGAGACUAGGAAACAGAUAGGUGGCCUACAGAAAAGAAUUCAAGAUCUUGAAGCUGAAAAUUCCGAAUUGAAGAAGCAGUUGCAAGUCUUAGAGGAACAGCUGAUGAUUGCUCAAGUUCCUCCUCUUCUUCACAUUAACUCUUCUAAUGAGGCCUAUAUGCUUCAGAGACCCUCAUCUCUCUUCUGGUGUCACAACGUGACUUCAUUCUCUUGCCUCGAAAUUUCUUCUGUUACACUAACGCCAAUGAGCUCACCUGACUCUAACCUUUCUGCUGGUCUUCUGACUCCUCCACCUGCUAAACCUGCAUUGUCGAAGCCUCCGAGUGGAGCCAGUGUUCCUCACCCUCCUGGAAGCAGCAUGUCCUCGAAGACGCCCACUGACAUAUUUGACAUGGUUCCAUUUUCUCCAAUGACCCCAUUGGUUCCAUUACCAGCAAGUAAUGGCUCAGCCCCUCAGCCCCCUGCAAGGCCUACAGAGAUUAGCAAAGACCUGUUUGGUGCAGAGCCAUUUGACCCUUUCACCUGUGGAGCAGCUGACUUUCCUCCUGACAUCCAGUCCAAGCUGGAUGAAAUGCAGGAGGGGUUCAAAAUGGGACUAACAGUAGAGGGCACUGUCUUUUCCCUCGAUCCACUAGAAGGUCGCUGUUGAUGCCAAGAAGAAAGUUUUGUCACUUUCAUGUUAAACCAUUUGUAUUAAAGUGCCAAAACUCGGGUUUACAGUCAAGAUAUCAAUGUCUUCUCUUAUGUUUUUAUGUAUUUGCAUUAUGCAUUUGCGAACAGUCUAUUGAGAAAUCUGAAGCAGUAGAUCAAUAUUUUUGUAAGAACUAAAAAAAAGGAAAAAACUAGUAAUGUAGUUUUAACACCCCUUGCUUGUACAGGCAAUGAAGGAUGAAGGAAGUAUGUCCAAUUGCACAGUCUGUGUCGACGUUUC